Penicillium antarcticum is the source of this 945-nucleotide messenger RNA. RefSeq lists its product as uncharacterized. The transcript has a single exon. Lineage: Eukaryota; Fungi; Ascomycota; Eurotiomycetes; Eurotiales; Aspergillaceae. The coding region runs from base 1 to 945 and encodes 314 amino acids. The record is from RefSeq and is a predicted model, not a curated record.
AUGGCGUCGAAUAUCAACGAUACUUCUUCAGAUGACCUUCCAGCGAAUGUCGAAUAUCACGUCCUUCCCAUGCGUCCUCCCGAUACACUUCCAUGGAACAUUGAUUACCCUAUAAAAGCAACCCCUAUUGAAACAGCCGCCAACCCAAUCCCUAGUUACGAAUUCGGCCGGUAUCAAAUAAUGGGAGCUGACCGACAGAUGUGGAUCGAAGAUCCGAACGCACCAAAGUGUCCAGUAAAGCCCUCAUCACUCGACAUCAUGGCGAUGAUCUCGGGUUUCACACAGGGACAAACAAGCUGGUUCCUUGAGAUUGAUAGGAUGUACGAUCCCCCUUUUAGGAUCCUCGUUGACCUAGAGCGAAUGAUCCUCCCAGCUUCUAGCCAUUACCACCAGUUUACGAUUUGCAAGGAAAGCACUAACAAGGUCAGUCGGCCUGCGCCCAACCACCAUGACCUGUUCACAGCAUCGGGCGUUUUGAUCGUCGCAUUGAUGUACAGAGCCGAUGGGCCUAUGUGGUCUGAUAUUGCCAUUGCGCAAUACAAAACCCGCUUCCCUAACGAUACCCUGCAACAUAUCUAUAUCGAUAACUGCACUAAUGUCGAGACUGACCCCUUGGUUACUAUGCUGAUGGGUGGUACCAGAGAUGAUGAUUGGUACGGUUUUUCUCCUGCGCAGUCAAGAAUUCAGGUUCCUACGGUCUUGCAGUAUGGCACACCUGCUUACCAGGCAAUUCUAGGAUCUGCGACUGGUAAGGCCGUUGCUGCCUUCAUUUUGGGGGCUUUCCCUAGGGGUGCCUGGCGUGUCGCUAAGAUCGCUUGUUGGUACUACUGGGGUGUUAACAUCCGGUUCGAUCUUGAGCCUGUGUCUGAAGGCCCUACUAUGUCCGAAUUCCGAAUACACGCGCCAAUCGUAGCGAUAUUUUUAAUGUUGACGCAGAUAAGUUGA